UUUCCUUCUUGUUUUGUUUUCAUUUUCAGUUGUCGAUUGCGUUUCAGUGAGUGUGUUUCGGGUGUUUUUGUGCAUAAUUGUGUUUUUCUGGGCGUAUUACUUUGAGGAAUUAAAGAACGACUCUUUACCGUGCAGAGCCCAUUUCACUUUCAACCCGUGCUUAUCAGCCCCUAAACCAAAAUGACUGAAUCAUCGCCCGUCGAACAGGAGCAAGUGGUGAUGACGCCCAAAGGAAAAACGGCAAAUUCCACAACGAUCAUGAUCGAACGCAAACUAGUACAAAAAGCCAGCGAAAAAAUGCACGUUGCUGGCGGCGAACACACCGGAAUCAUCAUAAAUAAAGAAACCGCCCUAGGCAAUGGGGAAAUAUGCGUUCCAGCUCAACUGUCGCUAGUCUUUAAGGUGUUUUUAGUGAAUGCACAAACCAAAAAUCACACACAAGAAUCGCGGAAUUUGCGGUUUUGGUUCCGGGCGCCGAAAAAUUGCCAGGACAAUCUAUGCGAGGAGAAUCAGGCAGCGGUUGCUCAGGACUUUUUCAGAGAACUAGUCAGUCCCAAAGACUUCCCACGGGACUACGUGGGUUUUAUUAAAAAAAUCAUGAAGCUGAUGCAGCACAACUAUUCGGAAAUUAACAAGUUGGAAGUCGAGCUGAAGAUCCUGGACGAGCCGGCAGAAGUGCCGAGCAGACCACCUAAGCCUGGUUACUGUCGCAUAGAUCUACAUAACUGUCAUGUCUCACUCUUUAGAUCAGUGUCGGCCGAAGAAAGUUUCUUAGGCCACGACCAGGUGCUUACGCGAGAGAAAGUGCUGGAAAUCAUCGAAUCGGCCUAUCCAAAUCCAGUGACCAUACCGGAAAUUGCCAAAGAAAACAAUUGGGAUGAAGAGGAAGUGGCUCAACAUUUCACCGACCUCCAGACGCGGCAGCUGGUCAAAGCAAUGGAACAUGGAGCGUUCACUCGCCAACAAAGCCAUGAUACGGAAGUCACCAUCGUCAAGCAAAUGCCCACGAUGGCCAGUGCCAAACAACCCACAAUCGCCAUUAUUACUGCUCAGUAUUGCGAAAAACUGGCCGUCGAUGCCAUGAUAGAGAACAAGGAAACUUUCGUCCGGUAUACGACCGUUGGUCCUUCCAGUCCGGUGGGUGAUUAUGGUAAAGCCAGAUGUGGCGAAUCAAACGUUUAUACUCUGGGCAACAUCGGCGCCCAUCGCAUCGUUUGCACAAAACUGCCCACAGUUGGGCGCACAAGGGAGGCAAUGACGGCUGCAGGAAACACCACGACUCGGUUAUUAGGCACUUUCCAGAAAGUCGACUUUGUGUUCCUAGUGGGAGUAGGCGGAGGCGUGCCUCACUACACCGAUUACAACAAGCACGUUCGACUGGGCGAUGUGGUGGUUUCGUGCCCUACUCGAAACAAGAGCAUCUACCUCUACUGUGAGAACGCCCAAGUUUCCGACAAGGGAUACCAGUUCGAGAUCAAGAACUACAGCCCGAACAACUUCUGCUUGCAGGACAUCGCCACCCAAUUGAAGCUUUCAUCCGAUCAGGAUCCUUCUCUAACUCCCCCAUGGUUGACGUACCUGAGCAGCGGCCUAAAGAUCUUAACAUCGCAAAAAGAACCCGAUUUCAAUGCCCCAAGUGGAGAGACUGAUAAACUGUACAUGAGCAUAGGUGAGAGGGAUCUGAUUGAAGUCGCCCAUCCCGUCCCGCAGGAUGGCAGCAUCAAGAGGCAAGCCGGUUGUCCAAGAAUCCAUCUGGGGCCGGUGGCGGCCGGUCGGCACGUUGUCAAGGAUGACCGCUUAAGACAGCAGUUUGCCACCCAAGUGGGCGCAUUGGCGUUUGAUUGUGAAUUCGACGCUGUGAUCGAGUCCAUCCUGGGCAAUUGCAAGGACAGCUUCGUCUGCAUACGGGGCAUUUCGGACUACAAGGAUGGAACCAGGCGAAAAGAGUGGCAGCCCUACGCGUCUCUAGCCGCCGCUAGUGUCAUGAAGAGCAUCGUAUGCGGCAUGGAGGCCCCAACUAACGUCUAGUUUGCCAAUCUUUACUUCAGCUCUCUUAUGACACACAAUAAAGCAGCGAUAUUUGAGCAUUUAAAGCAUUUAAACGAAUUUGCCAGGCACUAAUCAUUUCCAAAUAGCGCACCUUUGGGCGUGCACAUCGAAAUCGACCAAACGUAGAACUUCUAAACUUAUCUAGGCUGUAGGAAGAAAAGUACUGUCGUUAGGAAUGGAGUUAAACCGCCGCUCGUUUGGUGCCGGCCAAUCCUUCUGCGGUUUAAGCCAAUCCAUUUAUCACUAGUUUAACAAAGUUACCGAUAGUUAGUUAAAAGUAUAAAUGUUGCGGGGUGUUUUCACGUUGCCAGAAUUGUUGCAACUGAGCAUUCGAAGACUGUGUCAUUAUUAGGAUUAGGAAUUAAUUAGUCUUCUAGAUGGACAUUUCUGAGCAACACUAGCUAUCAAGACCAAUACUUUUCUGUAUAUUCCGUUGUUUUUGUCUAUUGUGUUUAUUUUAUUAUUUACUUGCCAUAGCAGGACAAUGUUCCCCAACAUAACUGUGUCGUUCUAUUUAUUUUACAUAGUGUCAAAGUAAUAUAUUGCAUUGAUUUUUUUAAUUAAA
Messenger RNA from Dendroctonus ponderosae (mountain pine beetle), 2614 nucleotides. RefSeq lists its product as uncharacterized. The record is from RefSeq and is a predicted model, not a curated record. Gene Ontology annotation, molecular function: catalytic activity. The transcript has 14 exons. NCBI's taxonomy places the organism in Eukaryota, Metazoa, Arthropoda, Insecta, Coleoptera, Curculionidae. Gene Ontology annotation, biological process: nucleoside metabolic process. The coding region runs from base 181 to 2028 and encodes 615 amino acids.